AAAGGGAUUUAGGUUGUAGCCAUAACGUUCCAACUCUUUUACAAUGUUAAACUGAACUUCGCAUAGGGUCAAUAUUGUGGCAAAUACACCACUGGAUUAUGAGACCUCACGUGAUUACCAUGUUUCUCGAAUAUCAUGAUAUCUUUGGUUAGGAAUUACCUUAAACUCCUAGGGAUUGAUAAAAUAUCAGUCUUAUUGAAAGUUGUUCCGUAGGAUGACAUUCCCCAAAGGGUUAUAUAAUUUAUGUUAGUUGUAAUGUGAACUCAAACCUUUUAUAAAUAAUGAAAUGAGAUAUGAGAUACGAUGAAAUAUGCUGAAUUUGAGUCCUUUAUUGGCUAUCGAACUUGCUGUAACAAUGCACAGAGACUAGGGUCCAAUAAACAGCUUUAUCUACUGCCAGCCUAGUUAUCUUGCAAAGACAAAGAUGAAACAGAUGAACUUCCGUUGACCCCGAUGCUUAUAUGUGGCACGGUCUUCUACCAAACAGUUUGAUAUGUGUUUUACAGAUGAGCAGAUCAACCAACACUAAACAGCCAUGCCAACAAGCCCUGCUUAUACCCCUUUAUCUCCUCUAUAAAACAAUAGUGAGGAAGACCUUUGCAUGCAAACACUUCUUUUAAGAAGCUGAACCUUCUUUGAAACUGUCAAUCCUGUGUAGUUUUCCAGACAUGAACUGUCUUAAGAACAUGUGCAUUCUGAUCUUUGUAAUUCUGCUAAUACGCGGCAAUGAGGUUCUGGCCGCACGCCUUCUUGUAGACACAGUGCUGCCGGAGGUUCCUGAGCUUCCAAAGCCAGAAGCACUGCCUCUUCCUACAGUCCCAAACUUGCCUAAACCUGAACUGCCACUACCUAAGGUCGAACUUCCUCCUCUUCCUCACCUCCCAAGUCUACCAAAGCCUGAGUUAACUCCUUUGUCUAAACCCGAGUUUCCGAGUGUGCCCCACGUGGUGAAGCCCGAACUGCCUACUUUGCCAAAGCCGGAGCUGCCAAAAGUGCCCGAAUUGCCAACUCUGCCCCAUCUCACAGAUCUGCCAAAGCCGACAUUGCCUACCAUCCCAAGCUUCCCAAAGGACAUACCCCUUCCUUCUCUCCCCCUACCCCACUCAACUUCUACACCUUAAGUUUCCAUGCUUAGCACUCAAAAUCACAUCAUACUAUACAUCUCGGGUUAUGGCAUCCAUUCGGUCGAUUCGUUUGUGUAACUUUCUUUGUGUUUGUUGAAAUACUUGGGGUUGUCUUGUACUAUUGUUUACCUUAGCAAAAAGAUGUGUAAUAUAUCUUAUGUCUCAAAGUAAUAUACCCAUCUUCAUACUAAA
Molecule: messenger RNA, 1316 nt
Organism: Carya illinoinensis
Lineage: Eukaryota; Viridiplantae; Streptophyta; Magnoliopsida; Fagales; Juglandaceae
Product: protein PELPK1-like
Exons: 1
Coding region: 669-1121 (150 amino acids)
Source: RefSeq, a predicted model, not a curated record